AAACGGUUCUUUCAGCCGGCACAGCGUUGCUCGCUGCAGUGUUGCCGCAUACAUAAGGCAUUUCUGUAGCCGCAGCAAACGGUCAUACUAAGUAUUCAUAAAUAAACAAACAUGUCCAAACAAUAUGGCCUUAUUAUACCCGGCCAGCAGAAGAAGGCACCUCCAAAACGGCCCGAAAGGCCCUCGAUUUUCGACGAGAGCUCCGAGUCCGAAAGCGAUGAUGACCAAAAUGCUCCGCAAUUGAAGCCGAAAACCAGCGGCAUGUCCUUGGGUCCCAGUCUAAUGGAGCGCCGCGUGGCCCGGCGGCAGCAGGAGAAGGCCCUAGCCGAGGAUCCAACCAUAUUCCAGUACGACGAGCUGUACGACGACAUGGACAGCAAACGCGAGGAGGCCAAGCAGACGAAGAGCCAGGAGCCGCGUAAACCCAAGUACAUUGGCCGGCUGAUGGAGCAUGCCGAGCGCAGGAAGCUGGAGAAGGAGCUGCGCAUCGAACGGCAGGUGCAAAAGGAUCGCGAGGCCGAGGGCGAGAUGUACAAGGACAAGGAUACCUAUGUGACUGCCGCCUAUCGCAAGAAACUCGAGUCGAUACGCCAGAUGCAGGAGCAGGAGCAGCGGGAUGAGUACCUCGAGGCCAUUGGCGAUGUCACCAAGCAGAAGGAUCUGGACGGCUUCUAUCGCCAUCUCUACGAACAGAAAAUGGGCGGUCCCGCCCAGCAGGAUGUCGUCAAGCCCAAGACGGCGCCCACCACUGACGAGGUGGCGUACAAACCCAUCAAGGCAGAGGCGGCCAAGCACAGAAGCUAUCGACGACGUCGCGCCUCCGAGGAGGAAGAGGAGCAGACGAAGGGCAAGUCAGGCCAAGACUCGGAAUCCACAAAGUCAACGGAUCAGGCGGAAAGCAAGCCAGCACAAGCACAUUUGACCAACAACAUAGAUGCCGAUUCCGAUUUUAGCAUAGACGACUCCAGCGAUGAGGAAGAGGAGAAGGGGCACAAGAAGGAAAAGGAGGAGAAGGGGAAGGAGAAGCUGUCCCAGGACAAAAAGGAGGAUAAGGACAAGGCAGCGGAAAGUUCUGAGCCCGCUAAAGGCAAAGAACCCGAGGCCUCGCAACAAUCUCCCUCCAAAAAAGCAGAAAAUUCCAAUGGCGACGUGGACGAGAAGGAUCUACCCGUGCCGACAGUCACCAAACCUCCUGUCGACCGCACACUCAUCUGGCGCAAAAGGACCGUGGGCGAGGUAUUCGAGGCGGCGGUGGCACGCUAUCAGGAACGCAAGCGAGCGCGCCAGGGGUAAAAUGCAUCCAAUUAAAGUUCGAGUAGAUGGAAAAAACAAAGCAGUGAUUUCUGUAUUGUCUCCUUAUUAUGCUAAUUUCAAUUUGUCCCAUGCUCAUAAAUUAUUUAUGUGUACGCCAACGCUCUUAGCGGACCCUUUUCGGUGCAAAUAUUUUGCAUAAGUUGCAACAGUGUCCGUCCCCAGACCGUUUGCACUUUUCAUCUAAAACGGAGGAGGAGCAAAAAACAAAAAAAAUGGGUAAGAAGUACAAGGCAUGACGGAUGGAACCGCAGGAAAAGUUGGGGGGGGAGGGAAAAAGCACUGGAGGAGGAUGAGGAAGUGCCUGAAGGGGAAGAACGCGAAGAUAUUCCAUUUAUUUUGUAUGACGACGACACGACGACAAGUAGGAGAGCCAAAAAAAUAACUAGGGCUAGCUUAGAAGACCGAAACUGCAAAUACCCUUAAAGGUUACUAUUUGAUAACAAUAUACGUUAAAGAUUUCCACAAUACCUUACAAAUAUUGAUGAAAGUAGUUACAAAUAUAGAUACAGAUACAGUUCA
Messenger RNA from Drosophila santomea, 1833 nucleotides. Its product is annotated as nuclear speckle splicing regulatory protein 1. Bases 112 to 1293 code for a protein of 393 amino acids. Gene Ontology annotation, biological process: regulation of alternative mRNA splicing, via spliceosome. Lineage: Eukaryota; Metazoa; Arthropoda; Insecta; Diptera; Drosophilidae. The record is from RefSeq and is a predicted model, not a curated record. The transcript is spliced from 2 exons.